AUGACCGGAAGAAAAGUAUUCCAGCUAAUAGUCACACCCGAGAAAGAAAUGGAAGACCCGGAUCUUCGGCCAAAGAAACGUAAUAAAACCACGAAAUUUGCAGGCACAAAGCCCAACACUCGUGAAAGUAUGCGCGGCACUAUUACACAGACUAAUCGGUCUUCUGAAGACGUGGUACCAAACCGAAAAUGGCCUCAUUGCGCUGGUUAUGCAGAGAAAGUCCCAUCGAUGUUAUCUUACGAUAUGACCAACAGCAAUGGACCACAAGUAACAGCAUGGGGAUACGGAACCAAGUCGUCCACAUAUACAUAUACGUGGUUUAAGUUGGGGUUGGGACAGGAUCAGGGACAAGAAAUCUACGAUGACACACUCCUCUAUGAUGGCCUUGGGUCAAUCAAGUGCCCUGACAAUCUGACUUAUAGUGAUCUAGCAAUAGAUUACUUACGUCACUUUUAUCAGCAUCUACUAGGAAUCUUGAGGGAACAAGAAAGAACGAAAACCUUUGAAUUGCUCUCAUUUCAUUUUAUACUUGCCGUGCCAGCAGGUUGGCCAGAUGUUAGCCGCUGUCAGAUCCGGUAUUGUGCAGAAAAUGCAGGAUUUGGAUCACGGGAGGGUGACAGAAUUUCACUGAUUUCUGAGCCAGAAGCGGCUGCGUUGGCGAUGUUUCAUUCUUUCUCAUCUAAACUUGAGGCUGGAGGGACAUUUAAGGAGAACACUAAUGUUAUGGUCGUUGACAUGGGAGGCGGCACAGUCGAUCUCAUAACCUACACUAUCAAGUCAUUGAAGCCCUUUCGAGUCGCAGAAGCAUGUGUUGGGUCUGGUGCCAAGUGUGGCUCUAGUACCAUAGAUCGCCACUUUCAAAAGCUGAUGGAGGAGCGAUUUGGUGGUAAAUACAAGAACAAAUCUCCAAAAUUCAUAGGGCCGAAGAGCACUUUCAUGAAUGAAUUCGAGAACGUGAAACGUCGUUUUGACAAUGAUACGGACAGUGAUACCCUACCACUGGACAUGGAACUGGAAUCCAGUGAGUAUUAUGACUCCGAUGACGGUGAAGUCAUUUUGAAAAGUGAGGACCUAAUCGAAGUGUUCCGUCCUGUGGUUGAAAAUGUCAUCGGACUCAUCAAAGAACAAGCGGAGCGAACUGAGGCCGAGAAUGAGCAUCCGAUCACUGCAAUUAUCCUCUGCGGCGGACUUGCCGGGUCCGGUUAUAUUCAGUCGCAACUGAAAAACUUUUGUCAAGAGACUAUCCCUAACACCCAAGUCCUUAUACCUCCCAGUCCAUGGUCCGCCAUAUGCUGCGGUGCUGCUAUGAGUAACACAAAUAGUAGCUUCAUAUCCAGCAGACGAGCGUGGAGAUGCUAUGGAACGGUAGUCCACUCCCCAUUCAUUGACGAAGAGCACAACAGAAAAAACGCAACCAAACACCCAGAAGGCAGAAUGGUUCAGAAAAUGUUCUGGCAUAUCAAAAAAAAUGAUAACCUGCUUUGUCAGGAAAAGUAUCGAUGGCUCAAGAACGCCUCUAUACACGUUGGUGGAAAGUUUGGGUAUGAAGGUGUCAUUGAAAUCUAUCAAUGCGACAGUCAGGAAGCUCCACUAUGGAAGUCUGACAAGGCGGUAACGCGACUCGGAGAUCUACCCAUUGACUUGACCCAUCUCGAUCCAUCUACCAGGAAAAAAGCUGUCAUCAGCUAUAUUCCAGGAAGAACACCCGAAACGAAAUCAGUCAAGGUCGAAAUUGGACAGGUUGUCAAAUCUUCCAGCAUCGUUGAAUUCAUCGCCCGAAUUGGGAAAAGAACGGUUGGGCUGGCUGAAUUUGACUAUAAGCCCAUAGCAAAGGGCGAAGAGAGUAUCGAUGAUGAAGACGAAGAGGAUGAAGAUCAUAAUGCAUGGCUUCGUCCGGAUUCUGAGUCACCAUGA
Messenger RNA from Talaromyces marneffei, 1914 nucleotides. RefSeq lists its product as uncharacterized. Gene Ontology annotation, molecular function: ATP binding; ATP-dependent protein folding chaperone. The transcript has 10 exons. The record is from RefSeq and is a predicted model, not a curated record. NCBI's taxonomy places the organism in Eukaryota, Fungi, Ascomycota, Eurotiomycetes, Eurotiales, Trichocomaceae. The coding region runs from base 1 to 1914 and encodes 637 amino acids.